This is a messenger RNA of Siniperca chuatsi (mandarin fish), 10453 nucleotides long. RefSeq names its product myosin X (gene myo10). Gene Ontology annotation, biological process: signal transduction. The record is from RefSeq and is a predicted model, not a curated record. NCBI's taxonomy places the organism in Eukaryota, Metazoa, Chordata, Actinopteri, Centrarchiformes, Sinipercidae. The coding region runs from base 461 to 6727 and encodes 2088 amino acids. Gene Ontology annotation, molecular function: protein binding; cytoskeletal motor activity; ATP binding. Gene Ontology annotation, cellular component: myosin complex; cytoskeleton. The transcript has 41 exons.
UCAGGAUUAUUGUCCACCGGUUUGAGUGACUGACUGAGGGAGUGAGCGUCUCCAAAGUUUAACCGGCCUCACGUUUAUUCCCUCCUGCUACGCGUCGGGCUGUUGAGCAAACAACCAAACACCGAACCAGACUGACCUGUGGACGACAGGGACGCGCGGAGACGCGGAGAGGAGCCUGGGCUCCAGGAGGACAAGACCCGAAAGUUUUUAAAGGACUCCUGGUGUCUCUGCUGGAGGAGUAACCCAUGAAACAAAGAGUCAAUUUACUACUGUAGCUCCGCACUGACCUACUGGCUGACUGUCCUCCAUCCUGCAGAAGCUCAGGAGGAAGAUCAUGGACUGAAACUCUCGGAUCUGCUUCCUCAUUUUGCGUGGAAUCACACUAACAACACAUGAGUUGGAUUGACCGGACGCGCGGUUUCCAUACAGUAAAUCCUCGGGGAUUAAAAUAACGAGGGCAAUGGAUAAUUUCUUCACAGAGGGUGACCGGGUGUGGUUACGGGAGGAUGAGCAGUACCUUCCCAGCACCGUGUCCUCAUGCUCUGGAGGUGUUGUUGUCUUUGCCACAGACUAUGGCCAGGUGUACCCCUACAAGCAGAAUGCACUGUCCCGACAGAAGGUGCAGCCCAUGCACCACAGCAGCAUCAGAGGGGUGGAGGACAUGGCGACGCUCGAGGACCUUCACGAUGGCGCCAUCAUGCACAACCUCUUCCUGCGCUACCAGCAGAGACACAUCUAUACGUACAUCGGCUCCAUCCUGGCAGCGGUGAACCCUUACCAGCCGCUCCCCGGCCUGUACGACCGGCCGGCCGUGGAGCUGUACAGCCGACACCACCUUGGUGAAAUCUCCCCACACAUCUUUGCCAUCGCUAACGAGUGCUACCGCUCGCUGUGGAAGAGGCUGCAGAACCAGUGUGUCCUGAUCAGUGGAGAGAGCGGCGCUGGGAAAACAGAAAGCACCAAGCUGAUCCUGAAGUUCCUGUCGGCCAUGAGCCAGCACUCCCUGGAGGUAUCGUCCAGAGACAGGACGUCACAUGUGGAGGAGGCGCUGCUGGAGAGCAGUCCCAUCAUGGAGGCCUUUGGAAACGCCAAGACAGUCUACAACAACAACUCCAGCCGCUUUGGGAAGUUUGUCCAGCUGCAUUUCAGCCAGAAGGGCAACAUCCAGGGAGGCAGAAUCGUUGACUACCUCUUAGAAAAGAAUCGAGUGGUCCGGCAGAACCCAGGGGAGAGAAACUACCACAUCUUCUACGCCCUGUUAGCAGGAACCAACACCCAGCAGAGAGAGGCGUUCGGGUUGACCCACCCUGACAGCUACCAUUACCUGAGACAGUCCAGCUGCCUCGCUGACAAGACAAUCAACGACAACGGCAUUUUUCAGGAUGUUCUGAAUUCCAUGCGAACGAUGCAGUUCACAGAGGAGAACAUUGGGGAGAUCCUGCGCCUCCUGGCCGGUAUCCUCCACGCAGGGAACAUCGAGUUCAUGACGGCCGGAGGAGCGCAAGUCUCCUCCAAGUCAGCAGCUCUCAGCCGGACGUCUGACCUCCUGGGGCUGAACUCAGAUCAGCUGGCAGAGGUCCUGACCCAUCGGUCCAUGAUCCUCAGGGGCGAGGAGAUCUCCACACCGCUCACUGUGGAACAGGCGGUGGACUCCAGAGACUCCAUGGCCAUGGCACUUUAUUCUCAGUGUUUCAACUGGAUCAUCCGCAAGCUCAACAACCGCAUCAGGGGCAAAGAAGACUUCAAAUCCAUCAGCAUCCUGGACAUCUUUGGAUUUGAGAACUUUGAGGUCAACCGCUUUGAGCAGUUCAACAUCAACUAUGCAAAUGAGAAGCUUCAGGAAUAUUUUAACAAGCACAUUUUCUCCCUGGAGCAACUUGAAUACAACAAGGAAGGCCUGGUUUGGGUCGACAUCAACUGGAUGGACAACGGAGAGUGUCUGGAUCUGAUCGAGAAGAAACUGGGUCUCCUGGCACUGAUGAAUGAGGAGAGUCACUUCCCCAAAGCCACAGACGACACCUUACUGGAGAAACUCCACAGCCAGCACUCAAAAAACUCUUUCUAUGUGAAACCACGUGUUGCUGUGCACUACUUUGGAGUCAAGCACUAUGCAGGAGAGGUGGUGUACGAUGUGAGGGGGAUGUUGGAGAAGAACAGAGACACUUUCAGAGAUGACAUCCUCAACCUGCUGAGGGAGAGCAGGUUGGACUUUGUCUACGAUCUGUUUGAGCAUGUAUUGAGCCGAAACAAACAGGACACUCUGAAGACCAGCUCCAAGCACAGACGGCCCACAGUCAGCUCCCAGUUUAAGGUUUCUUUGCACUCCCUAAUGGCCACACUAAGCACUUCCAACCCGUAUUUCAUUCGAUGCAUCAAACCAAAUACACACAAGAUGCCUGACCAGUUCGACCAGACGUUGGUUCUGAACCAGCUCAGAUAUUCCGGCAUGUUGGAGACGGUCAAGAUUCGACGCACCGGCUUCCCCAUCCGGAGACCUUUCCAAGACUUCUGUUCCAGGUACAAGGUGUUGAUGCGGGACGUGAUGAUGCCGGAUGACCCCAGGGGGAGCUGCAUCCAGCUGCUGCACCUCUUUGACAGCAGCAGUGCAGAGUGGCAGCUGGGCAAGACCAAGGUCUUUCUUCGGGAGUCUCUGGAGCAUCGGCUGGAGAAGCAGAGGGAGAUGGAGGUGCUGAAGGCAGCCAUGAUCAUCCAGGCCCACGUCAUGGGCUACAUGGCCAGGAAGCAGUACAGGAAGCUGCUGCAGUGCACUGUGGUCAUUCAGAAGAACUACCGGGCUUUCUACUGGAGGAGGAAGUUCCUGCUCCUCCGCUGGGCAGCGCUCACCUUCCAGAAAUGUGUGCGAGGCCAGCUGGCCCGCCGGGCCUACAGCCAGCUACUGGAGGAGAGGAGGAGGAGGGAGGAGGAGGAGCGCUGCAGGAGGAUGGAGGAGGAGAUGGAGAGGGAGAGACAGAGGCUGGAGGCUGACAGACUUGCCAGAGAGGCUGAGGAGGCUAGAAGACUGGAAGAGCUUCAUCACGCUGAGGCGUUAACCUCUCAGCCUCAGCCUGCAUUAGCAGCUGCAACAUCACCAGACACCUUGGAGGAGCUGGAGUCAGCAGAGGCCCUGGAGGAGGCAUCUGAAGAAGUGGAGGCAGUCCGUCCUCAUGAGGCGUCUCAGGUGGAGGAGAUCCUGCGACUGGAGCGGGAGAUCCAGGUGCUACAGAGGCAGAAGGAGCGUCAGGAGCUCUCUCUGACUGAGGCCUCCCUCAACCGCCUGCAGCUUCUCCGUGACCAGGAGCUCAGGCGUCUGGAGGACGAAGCCUGCAAGGCAGCGCAGCAGUUCCUCGACUCGCUGAACUUCGACGAGAUCGACGAGUGUGUGAGGAACAUUGAGAGCUCAUUGGGAGUCGGCGAAGGGGAUGAGAAGGAAAGAGAGGGUGGACGGAGGAGAGGCAACGAUGAGGAAGAGGUGGACGAAGGGUUUGGGGCUGAUGAUGAGGCCUUCAAAGACUCGCCGAACCCGAGCGAGCACGGCCACUCAGACGGCCAGCGGACAAGUGGGAUCCGAACGAGUGAUGACUCGUCUGAAGAAGACCCAUAUGCUAAUGAUGGUGUGAUCCCACCACUGCCACCAACCACCCUGCUUCACCAGCCGCUGCCUUUACCACCGUUGCCCCCCGCCUGCCACAGCGCCUCAUCCAGCGGGGACUCAGCCUACUGCCACCCCCAGGCUUCGUUUGAGGCUCAGUCCGAUGACCUGGUGGAGCUCAUACCGCCAGACGAGGAUUCGGACUACGAUCAGGAUGACUACGAUGAGGGCGCCAUUGUGUCCAGUGGCAGCGUGGCCUUCUCCAACCCUCGCAGCGGCCAGUGGUCUCCCGACUACCGCGGCUCUGUAGGCACCUACAACAGCUCAGGGGCUUACCGCUUCAGCUCGGAGGGGGCUCAGUCAUCGUUUGAGGACAGCGAGGACGAUUUUGACAGGUUCGACACCGAUGACGAGUUGUCGUAUCGGAGAGACUCAGUCUAUAGCUGCGUCACGCUCCCAUACUUCCACAGCUUCCUCUACAUCAAAGGCGGUCUGAUAAACACGUGGAAGCGGCGCUGGUGCGUUCUGAAGGACGAGACCUUCCUGUGGUUUCGGGCCAAGCAGGAGGCCCUGAAGCAGGGAUGGCUGCACAAGAAAGGAGGGGGCUCGUCUACGCUGUCCCGCCGCAACUGGAAGCGCCGCUGGUUCGUGCUGCGGCAGAGCAAGCUCAUGUAUUUUGAGAAUGACGGCGAGGAGAAGAUGAAGGGGGUGCUCGAUAUGCACAAUGCCAAAGAAAUCAUUGAUAACACCGGUAAGGAGAAUGGAAUCGACAUUGUGAUGCCAGAGAGGACCUACCAUCUGAUCGCCGAGUCUGCUGAGGACGCCAGCCAGUGGUUCAGCGUGCUGAGUCAGGUCCACAGCUCUACAGAACAGGAGAUCAGAGAGAUGCACGAUGAGCAGGCCAACCCCCAGAAUGCUGUGGGAACGUUGGAUGUGGGGAUGAUCGAUUCGGUUUGUGCGUCAGAUAAUCCAGAGAGGCCGAACUCCUUCGUCAUGAUCACAGCGAACCGCGUGCUGCACUGCAACGCCGACACGCCCGAGGAGAUGCACCACUGGAUCACUCUGCUGCAGCGCUCCAAAGGAGACACCCGCGUCGAUGGACAGGAGUUCAUCAUCCGAGGCUGGUUGCACAAAGAGAUGAAGAACAGUACAAAAGCCUCACUGAAGCUGAAGAAGCGCUGGUUCCUGCUUACCCACAAUUCCCUGGACUACUAUAAGAGCUCGGAGCGUAACGCCCUGAAGCUGGGAACAUUGGUGCUGAACAGCCUCUGCUCAGUGGUUCAGCCGGACGAAAAGGUCUUCAAAGAGACCGGCUACUGGAACGUGAUCGUGUACGGGCGUAAACACUCGUACCGUCUCUACUGCAAGCUGCUGAAUGAGGCCACACGUUGGGCCAACUCCAUUCAGAAUGUCAUCGACACCAAAGUCCCCAUCGACACGCCGACCCAGCAGCUCAUCCAGGACAUCAAGGAGAACUGUCUGAACUCAGAGGUGGUGGAGCAGAUCUACAAGAGGAACCCCAUCCUUCGCUACAGCCACCACCCGCUGCACUCACCGCUGCUGCCACUGCCCUACGGAGACAUCCACCCCACCGCUCAGAGAAACAGAAGCUACACAACGCUGCAGGAAGAAGCCCUCAAAGUGUUCAGCUCUCUGCAGCACCUGGAGGGCGUGGCCGAUCCAGUGCCCAUCAUCCAGGGCAUCCUGCAGACCGGCCAGGAGCUCAAACCUCUGCGGGAUGAGCUCUUCUGCCAGCUGAUCAAGCAGACGACGCGUCCACCACAGCCUGGCAGCCCCGGGAACCUCUGCAGCUGGAAGAUCCUGUCCUGCAUGUCCUGCACCUUCAUCCCCACCAGGAGCAUCCUCAGAUACCUGAAGUUCCACCUGAAGAGGACUCGAGAGCUCUUCCCCGGCUCGGAGAUGGAUCGUUACGCCGCCUUCUCCCUCGACUCCCUGAGGAAGACUCGGGCCAGAGAGAACGUCCCGUCGCAGGAGGAGAUCCGCUCCAUCGUGGCCCGGCAGGACAUGAGCACCACAGUUCACUGUCAUGGAGGAGGAUCCUGCAAGAUCACCAUCAAUUCACACACAACAGCCGGAGAGGUGGUGGAGAAGCUGAUCCGCGGCCUGGCCAUGGAGGACAGCAGGAACAUGUUCGCUCUGUUUGAACACAACGACACGACAGAGAAAGCCAUCGAGAGCCGCACGGUGGUGGCCGACGUGCUCGCCAAGUUUGAAAAGCUUUCAGCCAGCCCAGACGAACACAACACCGGCUGGAAGUUUUACUUCAAGCUCUACUGCUUCUUGGACACAGACAAUGUUCCCAAAGACAGCGUGGAGUUCGCCUUCAUGUUUGAACAGGCCCAUGAAGCCGUCAUUCGUGGUCAGUAUCCGGCCCCUGAGGAGACUCUUCAGUUCCUGGCUGCUCUGAGACUUCAGUACCUCCUGGGCGAUCACAGCUCCCACGUCAACGUCCCUGAAAUGUCCCAGGUGUUCCCCAUGGUGCGAUUGCGGACGCGGGUGCAGAACUCGGCCAAGACGUUCGCUCCGGGCACCGGCUCAGUGGCCGACCGCUCGGGGACGUCAGAGAGGAAACGCUCGAGCUUCCUGGAGGGAACGCUGAGGCGGAGCUUCAGGAGCGGUUCGCUGAGUCGGCAGAAACUGGAGGAGGAGAACAGCUUGGAGGUGUGGAUGAGGGAGGAGGCGGCAGCGGUGAGAACCAGCGUGAUGGACAAGUGGAAGAAACUGCAGGGGAUGAACCAGGAACAGGCCAUGGUCAAAUACAUGACUCUGGUGAAAGAGUGGCAGGGAUACGGAUCCACGCUGUUCAACGUCGAGUGUCGGGACGGAGCGUUCCCCUCCGAGUUGUGGUUGGGCGUGAGCCGGGAGGCCAUAUCGGUGUACAAACGAGGGGAACCGUGGCCUCUGGAGGUUUUCCCAUAUGAACAGAUUCUCUCCUUCGGAGCUCCGCUGCCCAACUCCUACAAGAUCGCCGUGGAGGGCCGGGAGCUGGUCUUUGAAACGCAAAUGGUCAUGGACAUCGCCAAGUUGAUGAAGGCCUACAUCAGUAUGAUCGUCAAGAAGCGUUACAGCAACUCUCAGUCCGUCAGCAGCCACGGCAGUCAGUGUAGCGCCUGGUGAACUCCGCCCUUUAACCUUUGACCUUAUGGCCACUUGCCAGAGUGCCGCAGAGGGUCGAGCAUGGCCACCGCUGGCUGCGCAUGGACGCCCGUCCUCGGCGCUCUGGAGAGAGCAGCUCGUACAUUUGAGAUGUCAGACUGACUGUGAAUGCUGGAGACAAACCACAAUGCUCUUAAUGUUGACUAGCUCAAUUUUUAUUUUAUUUUUUGACUGGUUUCAUUCCAAAACAUUAAACAUCCACACCUGAUAGAUCAGAACUAGAUCUGCUAAAGUGUCCUUGAAUGAUAACCGCAAAACUCUCUUUACCCAAAAGGAGAAUUUCCCAGCUGUGAUUGGGAAUAUGUUUGUGGCCAAGUGUGUACUGUCCAAAACCAUGGACGUGCUGUGGAUAAAUCUCCAUUUAGCACUCAGGAAAGCCACCUAGGAAGUAGAUGAAACCAGGAAAAGUUGUUCAUCUCUUUGUUUAAAGACAAAAUUUAAAAUAUGGUGGACUUUGUUGCCGAGGUGGAAGAGGAAGUGAUUGGCUCGAUGGCGGUACAGACCAACAAGCCUUCAACAAGGAGCUGCACACAGUUGCCGUGAUCUCAGAUUACAACAUUUGAUAUUACAAAAAGGUAUGCACUAGGGGUGGGCGGACUGAUUUCACCAACACUAAGUCUUGUUUUGAGUAUCGAUACUAGCGUCAAUAGGACUGAUACCAAAAUAAUGGAGCUGUCUCAUGUUAGAUUAAUUUCUGGGCAUGUUAAAAUUAACAGAAUCAUUUUAAAAAGUACGGAUAUCAGUAUCGAUAGCAGUGAUUCUGGACCUGGUAUCGGCCACUGCUUGUAUGUACCAAGUCCUCUUGCAAGCCACUAUGACAUAUCGCAGAGGUUUGUGUUGGUGCACAGGAAAGCCUGUAGACCAGUGCAAAUGCCAUGCAGAGGCCGUAAGUCUGCAUUAACAGAGAGCAUGAACAACUGUAACUGUGUCUCAGGACAAAGAGUGAGAAUGUAAAGCAGACCGAUUACAAGAAACAACCUGAAAACACUUAGAUUAUCAUAAUGAUAAGACAUCUGAUAGCAAGCAGGUUCCAUCGCAUAGAAAGUCAAGGAAUAAAGCUCAUAAUCAAUCACCAGAAGAGUGCAGACAAGUCAUCACGCUGAGCUUAAGUUGCAGAAAUUUGAAUCUUUUUUUGAUUGUUAGCUUUUCAUAAUCUCUCCCCAACAAACAAGCUACGUGAGUCAUGUAACUUUACACAGACAAAACCAUGAACCCUACUUUGUUUGCCAGUGCAAACAUAUAAAGCCCGGAAGUUAUCAAUGGGAAAAAAAGUUGAUCUAUCAACCUCAGUAUCCUUAUUUUUAAGUUAUGUAACAUUGCAUUAAUUAAUUAGCCUCCUGAAACCAUGAACUCAAGCACCUUGUAUCUAAGGUUUUAUGAAUGUCAAUGGCAUGUACAGAAUUAGCAACCUUCUUACAGUGAAACAAUCUGUUAUCCCUUAAAAAACAUUUAAGGUGUGGUCUAAGACAACACAAUGUUGUGUUUUCAGCUAAAUCCAGAAGUGUAUCCACGUAUCUUAGUGCACUAUCAAAAUAAAACUGCAUUAACGUCAAGUGGCCCAUAGUGUUUACAACAAGAAUAAAUUGAAUGAAGGCUAGUCUAGUCAUUUGAGGACACAAAUGAUUACACAAUAACGAAAGUAUAUCACAAACAAUUUAUCAAAACUUUUCCUCCUGACACCUACUGGGCUGGUAACAUAGCCAAAGAUGCUACAAAUUCAACUUUCCCGCUGUUUCUCAGACCAAAGAAAACCAGCUGAAGGUUUAACACAACUCUGUUUUCUCAUCAGUUCACUCUAAAAGUGCAGAUGUGUCUUGUUUUGGAAUAAAACAGUUAAUUUCCUCCUGAUGCUAAUGUGCUGUGGCACUACAAGGACUGUUGUUGCAGAAUGGGGCUAUUUGUUACUGAGGGGUGUGUGUGUGUGUGUGUGUGCGUGUGUGUGAAGAAGAUAGGCAAAAGAAAAUAGUUGAAGCCCACAAGCCUUUUCCUCUGCUUUUAAAAACUCUGGGACUUGACCUUCUAUACAAACAUUAUCCAGGACGUAAAUACUGUAAAUAAUAUGCAACUGUACUCGUCUCAAGCAUUUCAAGUUUGUGAUUGAUUGUUUUGAUUGAUUUGCUGAUAAUACGAAAGUCACACAAGUGCCUGUUCAAACUAAAGCAGGACAAACUCAAGUCAGACUUUGUCUUAUCGAUGCCACUCUUGUUCCUGUGUAACCAGAAUCUGGAAGGUGAGCCCACGUUUCUACUACCAAUGUACUUUUACACUGCAGAAUCUGUCCAGCUCCGCAAGUCAUUCAAGCUAUUGAAAUUCAGUUUUUCUAGAAACAAAUUUGUUAAUACCGGCAGCAUAUGUCAAAACGCCCACAUCUGUUGUUUUUGUGUGUGCAACGUCUUGAUGCACAUUAACUCGACGCGGUGCACCACUGUUCAGAGAACUAGGUUUGGGCCAUAUGGCAAUCUAUAUAUACUGUAAGAUAAUGUAGAUAUCAGCAGACUUUCUUAUACUGCUUACCGAAGUAUGUAUACUUUUAAUAUCUCUGGUUUUAUUAGCUUAUUGUUGGCAAGGCAACAAAUCAUUGCACUGAACUGCUUUACGGUAAUAUUGGAUUUUUAUGUGAUUUUUGUAACAAUGUGAUGAAGUGCAUUGAUUUGUCAGUAAUCUAAUUUGCUGGAUUAGCCAAAAUCUAACAUUCCUGUCUGGUUAUUUUGUCCAUAAACACUUUCUCAAUCAAUUCUCCGGAACUAUAUCUCAAUAUAAAAGUGUAUAUACUAAAUACAACAUUUAAUCCAUAUCACCCGCUCUUAAUAAGAACCAAGGACUUGUUGCCAUUGUUAUUUUUGAAUUGUAACAACACAAACAUCCCCUUUAAACUAAAGAGGCUUACUGGAAUAUACAGUAUAUAUAUCCAUAUUUUGGGCUUUUUUUAAUAAGUUUGGAGAGUUUUUUUGUGUUUUUCUUACAAAACAGUAACACAGGAAAAAAAACACAUACUAAGAGAUAGAUCAUUCAUCUGUUUUGACUACAGAUGAUUCUCUUUUCCAGUGUACAUAAUUGCUUCCCCACACCUGCAAAGCACUUACAAAUGCACAAGAACCACAAAAUAUGACUGAAAGCCAGAAAUUGUCAUUUUCAUCGAACCCUUGAGAGCAGUUAUUGUGUGCGGUAUAAGGUAACUUAGACUGCGAUGAUUAAAACAUUAGAAGUCAGCGGUGGAUUUUGAUGCGAUCAGUCAGAUUUUAGUUUGAAUGACUUGCUCAGUUGGACUGUUUGCAGUGUAACAUUCCUACAACAUUUCACUGGAGCUCCGCGGGCGGCAGAUCCAUCCAAAGACGAGCGUGCAGGUUUCUUCCACAGUGCCUUGUUGUAUAUUGUGUACACUUAUUUUGUUUUCCAUGUGUGGUUCCUUAUUAUUUUGGUAUAAUGUGCAAUGUUAUAUAUAUUAUAUAAUCAUGUGGCUGUACAUUUUAUACUGUAAGUCUUUGCCUUCAAUUUUUUCUCCUGAAUGACCACAUGGCGAUUUUCUCAAUAUAAAAAUCUUGCUGUAUUUUUCUCAAUGCAACUAUCCAACUGACAGUGGAUCUUUGACACAAUACUGGUAUCUUGUUUUUUUUAUCUGUAUUAGCUGUGUUAUGUAUUGAAAGGAUGAUUCUAACAAUAAAUGGUUACAUAUUUGGUCUGAAGGUA